This is a messenger RNA of Exophiala bonariae, 2205 nucleotides long. RefSeq lists its product as uncharacterized. NCBI's taxonomy places the organism in Eukaryota, Fungi, Ascomycota, Eurotiomycetes, Chaetothyriales, Herpotrichiellaceae. The record is from RefSeq and is a predicted model, not a curated record. Gene Ontology annotation, molecular function: transcription cis-regulatory region binding; DNA-binding transcription factor activity, RNA polymerase II-specific; zinc ion binding. Gene Ontology annotation, cellular component: nucleus. Gene Ontology annotation, biological process: regulation of DNA-templated transcription; DNA-templated transcription. The transcript has 6 exons. The coding region runs from base 1 to 2205 and encodes 734 amino acids.
AUGGCCCAAUACAAGCCGAUUCGCAGUGCCCUUCCUACCGCGCCUGAGGAUAGGCUGCAUGAUCUCGCUGGUGCAGCCAGUCUCCAUGGAAAGCGACCAAAACGCGUAGCAUGUGUCAGAUGCAGACAAUCCAAGCUUAAAUGUGAAGGCCUGGACAAGAGCACAACUUGUGAACGUUGCGCCAAGCACUCACUGGUGUGCGAGAUUGACACGGACUUCAAACGUAUCAAUAAAAGAGCAAAGCUAGAAGAUCUGUCUGAGCAAGUCAAGGAACUUCAAUCCUUGAUCUCUCGCUCUCAACCGGAGACAAAUGGAGAGAAAUUGACCACUGUUUCUCCUACAAGAGACACUCAUCAUACAGAACAAGCGAUCGUCGACUCUCCAACUGCGACCACUGAAUUGAUACCCUUUCCUAAUGUUGCGAGACGACGGUCCAAUUCGCGGACUCAGUCUAGCGCUCAAGCAGAUUUUACUCCCUCGUUCCGGGGUUCUUCAAUCGAGUCUCCGGCAGUUUCCAGUCAGCGGGCACAGUCUUUCCACUUGUAUAGAUCUGCAAAUUCGCGUCGCUUGGGAGAUCUCCUCCUCGACCAGCAGCAAACCUCAAAUCUAUUUCAGGUGUUUUUCGGCCAUUUCCAUCCGCACUUUCCUAUUUUGAAUCCUAAUCUAACGCCUGAUGAUUGUUACGAACGAUCGCAGCUCCUUUUCUGGACCAUCAUUGCGAUCGCUUCAAGAAGCUACGCAGAAGAAGCUGGCAUUUAUGCUGGCCUCAGAGCCCCGCUAGACAAGAUGAUGUGGGAGAAAAUCUCGAGCACUCCGCACUCUCACUUGACUAUUCAAGCGAUUUUGCUGCUUUGCGUUUGGCCAUAUUCCUCACCUUCGAUGAUAACCAAUCCUUCAUUCAUGCUCAUAUCGAUCGCUAAAACCGCCUGUAUGCAUUUGGGCCUUCAUCGACCGGAGAUUCUUCAAGACUUUAAUCGCGUCAAAUUUCGAGUCCUGCCCGAGCAUGUUGAAGAAGCUGCCAAAGUAUGGGCUGGGUGCUGCAUUGUAGCUGAAAGCAUCACCUCUACUGAGGGUCAAAGUCCGCUGUUUGCAUCCACAGACCCAACAUUGAGUCUCGCCUGCGAUGAUCAGAAUAUUUAUCAUCUGCCUCAACAUCUGAGACAUUUGCUUGUGAUUCAACGAUUUCUCAAUCGUGUGAAUUGCAGCAUGACCGCGGAUACCACCACUCGUGGCGGCCGUUCAUCUGCAUAUGAAGCUGGAAUGCUUCUUGCAUCACUCGAGGACGACCUCCAUCAACUCGAAAAGCACCUAGGUGUUGAUGUAACAGAUGUUUGUAACAUUUGGAUUUCCAGUGCUGCCCUUCAACUCCAAUCAUACUACUUCCUCGAGCCGCUUGAAUCGCCGACUCGAAAACAUGGCCUUCUGCGGGCCUACCACACAGCGACUAAGUUGAUUUCUCAGAUGAAACAUGCGACUGAGCAAAACAAAUUCAAUACUUCUGUUCCUCAUUACUUCUCACAGAUGGUGAAACUCUCAGCUUUGGUUGUCAUGAAAGUGCUCUUCUCAAGUUGUUCUCGAAUUUUGGACAUCGAUGCUGGGAAGAAGACGUUCAACGAUGCAAUCAGUAUGCAGCGCUCAAUGUCUGUGGAAAACAAUGAUUUUCCGUCACGGGACUGUGUAGUCCUGACUCAUCUUUGGGCAAUCAAUCAAUCAUCUGCAACCAAAAGGGACGAAGAACCUACUCUAAGGCUCAACACACGCCACAGUGCUAGUGUACUCCAUGAUUCACUCUGGGUUUGGCGAAACUAUUAUGAGGAAAGAGCAAUCAAUACUGAACAUCUUGGACGGCCGCCUCGAGUUCUUCCAUCGCUAAUCCAACACUCACCAGUCGCAACCAUGGACACUCCAAAUAUCAAUGCCCUUUUUGAGCAAUAUCCCACGCCCCAGGCCGGAGGUCUGGAACAGCAGCUUGGGACCAUGCAAGACAUGCAACAGCUGCAGCCGCGAUUAUCCUCGCAAGGCUUACAAUCUGACAAUAUGGCUGGACCCAACAACGGGCUCUUGGUUCAAAACAACUCGAUUAUGAAUGCAACGUCUCCUGACCCGUUCGACUUGAUGGGUAACUACAUGAUACCUGAAGCAGAGUCCAGCGGCAUGUUCUACCCUAGUUGGAUGUGGGAUGCGGGCUUUUCUCUCCAAUCUUAA